Molecule: messenger RNA, 3606 nt
Organism: Heteronotia binoei (common prickly gecko)
Lineage: Eukaryota; Metazoa; Chordata; Lepidosauria; Squamata; Gekkonidae
Product: phospholipid-transporting ATPase VD-like
Exons: 20
Coding region: 1-3606 (1201 amino acids)
Biological process (GO): phospholipid translocation
Cellular component (GO): plasma membrane
Molecular function (GO): magnesium ion binding; ATP binding; ATP hydrolysis activity
Source: RefSeq, a predicted model, not a curated record
AUGGCACAGCCACUGAGAGCAGCCAGGUAUCGUUGGCGCCGCCUGAUAUCCCGAAAAGGGAGAGAACAUGGCAGUCCCAGAAGAGAAUCCAUCUCUCCAGGAAGCAAAGCACUCCAGCAGCAGCCCAAGAAGGCCAGCAAGCACAGACUAGUCAUACCACACCUGGAGAAUCUUGAAGGAGAAUACAAAAAAGUGUCAAAGCAUUAUAAGAGCAACAGAAUACGAACCACCAAGUAUACAUUAUGGAAUUUUAUACCAAAGAAUUUAUUUGAACAGUUUCAAAGAGUUGCCAAUUUAUACUUCCUAUUUAUAGCUGUGCUAAACUGGAUUCCAGUGGUUGAAGCCUUUCAGAAGGAAAUCACAAUGAUACCUCUCCUGGUGGUUCUCGUCAUCAUUGCAGUGAAAGAUGGCAUGGAGGAUUACGCAAAAUACAAGUUAGACAAAAAGCUAAACAAUUUAUUGGCACAAGUCUACUGUAGACAUGAAGGAGCAUAUGUAGACAAAUUCUGGAAAAAUGUUGUUGUUGGAGAUAUUAUCCGAUUGUCCUGUAAUGAGGAAAGCCCUGCCGACAUGGUGCUGAUAUAUUCCACGGAUGCAGAUGGAAUCUGCUACAUUGAAACGUCCAGCCUCGAUGGAGAAAGCAAUUUGAAGCAGAGGCAGGUGGUUAGAGGAUUUGAAGACCAGGAGUGUGAAAUUGAUCCAGCAGAAUUCUCAAGUAAAAUAGAAUGUGAGAGCCCUAACAAUGACCUCAACAGCUUCCGGGGCUUUCUGGAGCAUUCGAAUCAGGAGCACGUGGGCCUGAGUAAGGAGAACUUGCUCCUACGAGGAUGCACGAUCCGAAACACAGAAGCUGUUGUUGGCAUCGUGGUGUAUGCAGGUCACGAAACCAAAGUGAUGCUGAACAACUCAGGGCCUCGUCACAAGCGGAGCAAACUUGAGAAGAAGGUGAAUGGCCAUAUCUUGUGGUGUGUCCAACUUCUGAUAGAGAUGUGUUCUAUAGCGGCUGUGGCUAAGAGGUUAGAGUUAUAUCAAGAAGAUGAGGAAGAUGAGGACCUGCCCUUUCCCUCAGGUAGUUCAAGGAAAUUGUCAAGAAUGAAGAUGUCCCACAUAAACAGAAGCAGUUUUGCAGUAGGAUCCUGCCUCAUGAGGCAGCUGGCCUUCAGCAGCCCCAUUGAGACUGACGUUGUGCCAGACAUACUGCUAAUGCAGAAAUUUAGUCGAAUCUCUUACAAUGUGUAUGAACGCUCCGAGCACAUGACCUCGGAGGCUGUGUACAUCACUGAGUUUUUCAUCGCUCUGGCAGUUUGCAACACCGUUGUUGUUUCAACACCUACUGAACCAAGUCAAAAGGGUCUUUGGCCUUCAGUAACUAGACUACCUGAUAUACCUUUGGAUGAAUUUAAGAAGGUGUUAGACAAGUUCUCCAUCCGGAAACUGAGCUCCUCGCCAGCACCAGCUGCAGGUUCCAGAGUUACAUGGGCUGAAAGCCCCAGGAAUGUUAUGCAUACGUUGGAUGUUUGUGAAGCGCAUGCACGAUCCUCUGUUGACUCGCCAAGCCCUGAUGCACCAGUGCAAAGAGAACUCCUGGAGUUACCUUCGGCCUCUAUUCCUCGAUUUCAGUCUCAGCCAUUUUCUGAAUCUCAGCUGUGCUACGAGGCCGAGAGUCCUGACGAAGCAGCCCUGGUCCAUGCGGCCAGAGCAUAUUCGUGCACCUUAACAUCAAGGAGUCCUGAUCAGGUUACAGUAGACUUUGCUCCUUUAGGAACUUUAACAUUUCAGUUGUUGCACAUCCUGCCUUUUGACUCCUUACGGAAACGGAUGUCUGUGGUGGUUAGGCACCCUAUCUUGAAACAAGUUGUGGUGUACACGAAAGGGGCGGAUUCCGCCAUAAUGGAUUUGCUGGAGCCGGAACCCACAGGUAUUAGCACACUUGAUAUGCGAAAGCAGAGAAUUAAGGAGAAAACACAGAGACACAUAGAUGAAUAUGCCCGAAAAGGCUUGCGUACUCUUUGUAUCGCUUCAAAGGUAAUGAGCGACUUGGAGUAUGAGGAGUGGUUAAAGGAGCACCACAGAGCUGAAAGUGACAUAGAUUCAAGGGAGGAACUGCUCCUGGAGUCCGCCUUGAGGCUUGAGAACAAUUUAACUUUGCUCGGGGCUACUGGGAUUGAAGAUCGCUUGCAAGAGGGUGUUCCAGACACUAUAGCGUCCCUCAGAAGAGCUGGGAUCACCAUCUGGAUGCUGACGGGUGAUAAACACGAGACUGCGGUGAACGUGGCCCACGCCUGUAGAUUGCUGGAACCAUUUGACAGGCUCUUCACUCUCAAGGCUGUCAAUCAGGACUCCUGCGAACAGCUGAUAGACAGCAUCUUAGCAGAAAUGUGGAUCCAUCCCCAAGGAAGCUCCACUGCAGACCUUUUCAACAUCUCCAGAGCUUCGGAUGGCAACAUCCCCCAGCUCAGCACUGGCCUAAUUAUAGAUGGACCAACCUUAGCCUUUGCUUUGCGCAAAACUGCGCGCCACAGAUUCCUGCUACUCACGACACAGGUACGAGCUGUCAUCUGCUGCAGAGCAACACCCCUACAAAAGAGCCACGUGGUGAAGCUGGUGAGAAAGGAGCUCAGAGCGAUGACUCUGGCUAUAGGUGAUGGUGCCAAUGAUGUUAGCAUGAUCCAAGUUGCUGAUGUGGGAAUUGGAAUUUCUGGCCAAGAAGGCAUGCAGGCUGUGAUGGCAAGUGAUUUUGCAGUUUCUCAGUUCAAACACCUCAACAAACUGCUGCUUGUUCACGGUCACUGGUGUUACUAUCGACUGGCCAACAUGGUCCUUUAUUUCUUCUACAAGAAUUUGGCAUAUGUAUGCAUCCUGUACUGGUACCAGUUCUACAAUGGGUUUUCAGGAAUAGCCAUGAGUGACCAGUGGAGUCUGAUUUUUUUCAACCUUCUCUUCACAUCGGUGCCACCCAUCAUUUACGGUGCUUUGGACAAAGAUGUAUCUGCAGACACCCUACUCCGCCUGCCAGAACUUUACAAGGCUGGUCAGAGAUCUGAGCCUUAUAUAUCUUCAGCCUUCUUCAUCAACCUGUUAGAUGCCAUUUAUCAAAGCCUGGCUUGCUUUUUCAUCUGUUACAUGACAUAUGCUGGUUCUGAUAUAGACAUCUUUUCCUUUGGGGGACCUCUGAACACUUCUAUCUUCUUUGUAAUAUUGCUACACCUUCUGAUAGAAAGCAAAUCUGUGAAUUGGAUAUAUGAGGCUACGAUGAUAGGAAGCAUUGUACUAUAUUUCUCCUUCGCUGUCAUCUUUGGAGCUACCUGCAUUCUCUGCAACCCACCAGCCAACCCGUACUGGAUCAUGCAGAGGCACCUGGCUGAUCCAAGCUUCUUCUUGGUUUGCAUCAUGUCGAUAGUGGUGGCUCUGUUUCCCAGGUAUAUCUUCAGGGUGAUACAAGGUACCAUGUUUCCAACUCCAGUAAUGAAAGCCCAACAGAUGGAAAGUCAUUCCGCUGUGCCAAGGGGAAGUCAGAUGAACAGCAGAAAAAUAGGCCCAACAAGAGUCAGUCAGGACUGGUCACUCGACCUGCCUGUGAAAGAGGGAGCAAAACUGGGUGUAUGA